AUGGAGGAUCAAAUUCCGACGAGUUUCACGUUUGAGAUAGAUAACUUCUCCGAGAAGGAAGCUACGAUAUCAUCACCAAAAUUCUUAAGCGGCGGCUGUGAAUGGUUCAUCCCAAAGGAGAUGAUGUUGAUGAUCACUUGGCUCUGUACCUACGCGUUGCGAACCCUGAAUCAUUGCGACUUGGAUGGAAAAGACGAGCUAGUUAUUCCUUGCUAUGAUGAUGAUGAUGAUGAUGAUGAUGAUGAUGGUGAGUUUAGAAUUCUGACAUUAGGAACUGGAGAAGUGAGUUGGAGGAAGGUACAUUGUCCAUUAACCUAUUUUACUAAUUGUUCGUCGGGGAUAUGCAUCAAUGGGGUUAUGUAUUGCUUAGCUACAAAAGUUGAUAAAACGUUCAAGAUAUUUUGCUUUGAUGUUAGGUCUGAGAAAUUCAAGUUUAUCGACAUGGAAACCUUUAAUGCUUGGCCUGGAAGGUUGGUAAACUAUAAGGGUAAACUAGGUGUGAUUCAUUGGAACCGUGCAAAGCGUACCUUGGAGUUGCUUAUGUGUGUUGUAGAUGAUGUCGAGAAACAUGAAUGGUCGAAACAUGUCUACCCUUUGCCACAUAAUUGUGAACUCGUUAAGCACAGCGAUUUUUCCGUCCUUGGAGUGACUGCUAAGGGCGAAAUUGUUUUGUUGCCACUGUAUACUUGUUAUAAAGAUUCACCUCUGUCUUAUGUUCUCUACUUCAAUCCCGAAAGCAAGAGCCUCCAACAAGUUCAUCAAAAACUAGGUUUUGAUGGAUAUUAUGGUAGAGCAUUUCAAUUCUUUGUAGACCAUGUAGAGGAUCUUAAUAUUAACGAUGCAAAGCUACUUAAGUCAAGCAUGUAUGUUCCAUUUGUGAAGAAGAGGGGCGACGACAUGAGGUAUGAUGAAGGUGUGAGUAGGGAGAAGAAACACAGAGAGAGCAAUGAAGGAGACAGUCGGGAAGAUGAAGACAUAAGAAGAAGAAGAAGAAGAAGAAGAAAACAAUGA
Microthlaspi erraticum is the source of this 1011-nucleotide messenger RNA. The record is from the annotation of a GenBank genome assembly. Lineage: Eukaryota; Viridiplantae; Streptophyta; Magnoliopsida; Brassicales; Brassicaceae.